AUGGAUGAUGUACAACAAAAACCGUUCUUACUGAGGAAGGGCAACUUGGUGACUUAUCGGGAUCUCCAAGAGGAGAACGAUGAAUUGCGUGCGAAUUGUCAAACAUUGAGUCGACUAGUAGAUGCUAUGCGUAUGGAAAUGGAGCAAGUUAAGCGAACCCAUGAAGUACUUCCAGAGCAAAUGCCGUCGGGGACUCAAGCUUGUUUGGCACAUUCAGUCAAAAGUAUAGAGCAUUUUGAGGAAAAGAGUGCUCUGGAUAACGGGUCCACAUAUGAACAGGAUGCAUCGGGUUGUACCUGCAAUAUUGGUAUGAAGUAUGUGUCGCUAUUCGAUGGGAUUGUCGAUGUUGAUAAGUCACUUGUGACUUGGUUGCGAGAUGUAGAGGUGCAAUGCAAGCAUCAGAAAAAUCGGAAUGCAAUGGCAGCGUCGCUUUUUGGGGACAAGAGGAUCAGUUGGAUGGUUCCACGGACUGACCGUACGAGGAGCAGGCCAUGUCCUUACCGGGUAAUGGUAAUGGGGAUUUGGAUGUUGCGAAACUGGUUGAGCAUCAAACUUGAAAAGAAAAAUGUUCGCCAGAUUGGACAGGAAGAGGACUACUGUUCGAUGGAUCACAUAGGAAAGUAUCCAUCGUACAUGUAUGCCGGGACUGUAGUUUUGGAGAAGGGCGAUUGUGUGGGCACCGAUUAA
Molecule: messenger RNA, 687 nt
Organism: Guillardia theta CCMP2712
Lineage: Eukaryota; Cryptophyceae; Pyrenomonadales; Geminigeraceae
Exons: 3
Coding region: 1-687 (228 amino acids)
Source: RefSeq, a predicted model, not a curated record